AGCUUCAGUCGCUGCUGCACCGUGGGAGUGCUGCAAUCGAGAGACACAGCGAGGAGACGACGUGUAACCGCCAGAGGAACGCAUGCAUGGCACCCGCGCUGGUGAUAUCGGAGUAGCGGAUCAGGGUUGGGUUUUUUUGGGGGGGUUUUUUCCUUCAUCUUUCUGACGUUCGUGCAGGUCUUGCUGGAGGCGCUUUUUCAAGUGGAGUGUGAUGAGGGAAAGCCUCGGGGACAUUAUUCUGCUGGAGGCAAGUUCAUGCUCGCGGCGCGAAAGAUCGAGAUGGGUGUUGUGCGCUGGCUGUUCCUCACGCUCCUGGGCUGGUGGCCUUCAGGGGCCACGCGGAGCACGUACCCCUGCGAUGUGCCGCUGAAAACCAUCUGCGUGCCUGGCAGCAGCAGCAGCGUGCCAGUGCCAGUGCCAGUGCCGUGCCCGAAGAUGACCGCUGACGAGAUGGUGUUCAACCUUUUCAAGGACCAACAGGUGAUCUCCAACGUGACGUGCAAUCACGAGGGCGACGCACUGAACUGCACGCCGCCGCCGCCGCACGCCACGGUGGCCGUGGAGAUGAACCGGGGGAACAUGUCGGUCUGGUUCGUCCUCGACGGAGUGACCGACGACAGCCAGGCGACCUACAGGUGCGAGGGCAACGUCAUAUAUCCGCCCCCUUGGAGGAAAGUGAGCAGUGCUCUGAGGGUCCAGGUGCUCGUCGAAGGACACAUUUGCAAGUGCAAUAAAGGCAGCGGUAACCAUGGUGACGGGCCAGGCCGUAGAUUCGACUGGAUUUGGAUGCUGGUGGUUGCACUCCUCAGCAUCUACAGCGUCGCCGUCACCAUCCUCGCCGUCGUCAACUGGGUCAGGUGGAGGAACACAGAUUCCCAGAGUGAUUAUAUGAACACCAAACCCAUAGCGCCGAGGGACCGCAGGAGAAAAAAGGGAGUUCAAAAACCAAUACCGCGACACUUCUGAUCUCUCACGCACCCUCCGAUCUUUUGCUCAGCUACUGUAUGUCCAUUGAUUAAGAUAUAAACAGAGGGGACAUCUGUGUUGUAGCUUACUCCUCCAAAAAGAACAUUAUUGGGAUUCAAGUAGUUAUUGUUUUGCUUCUACACAGCAAAUGUAGCAUGUCCAUUUACAGUUGUGGCUGUAUGAAACAAUAAAUACUUUUUUUAUUUUUUUUAAACUA
Molecule: messenger RNA, 1183 nt
Organism: Scophthalmus maximus (turbot)
Lineage: Eukaryota; Metazoa; Chordata; Actinopteri; Pleuronectiformes; Scophthalmidae
Exons: 4
Coding region: 256-966 (236 amino acids)
Biological process (GO): regulation of T cell proliferation; T cell receptor signaling pathway
Cellular component (GO): external side of plasma membrane
Source: RefSeq, a predicted model, not a curated record